UGGGGAAGAGGAAGAGGACGGAGAGAGAGAGAGAGAGAGAGAGAGAGAAGCAGAACUUAAGACGAAAAGGGGAGACCUCUGAAUGCCGGAAAACUCAGACUGGAGAAUCGGAAAUUGAAAAAUGGGUGCGUUUUUGGAUAAACCUAAAACAGAGAAACAUAAUGCACAUGGUGCAGGAAAUGGCCUCCGUUAUGGCCUCAGCAGUAUGCAGGGCUGGAGAGUAGAGAUGGAAGAUGCUCACACAGCUGUUGUCGGCAUUCCUCAAGGUUUGGAAUCGUGGUCCUUCUUUGCAGUGUACGAUGGUCAUGCAGGCUCUCGAGUGGCAAACUACUGCUCAAAGCACUUACUUGAACACAUCACAGGCAAUGAAGAUUUCAGGGGCACAAACGUGUCCACGUAUCCCUUUGAACCUACCAUAGAAAAUGUCAAGAAUGGUAUCAGAACUGGAUUUUUGAAAAUUGAUGAGUACAUGCGCAAUUUUUCAGAGCUGAGAAAUGGCAUGGACAGGAGUGGGUCAACGGCUGUGGGAGUGAUGAUAUCCCCAGAGCACAUAUACUUUAUCAACUGUGGCGACUCAAGAGCUGUUCUGUACAGAAAUGCACAGCUUUGCUUCUCAACACAGGAUCACAAGCCUUGCAACCCAAGGGAGAAGGAGCGAAUCCAGAAUGCAGGAGGCAGUGUAAUGAUACAGCGAGUUAAUGGGUCACUAGCAGUAUCACGAGCGCUGGGGGACUAUGAUUACAAAUGUGUCGAUGGGAAAGGGCCUACAGAACAGCUGGUAUCUCCUGAGCCUGAAGUAUAUGAGAUUCUUCGAGCAGAAGAAGAUGAGUUUAUUAUACUGGCAUGUGACGGCAUUUGGGAUGUGAUGUCCAAUGAGGAGCUCUGUGAGUUUGUAAGGUCUAGACUAGAGAUAUCUGAUGACCUUGAAAAAGUCUGCAACUGGGUGGUGGACACCUGCUUACACAAGGGAAGUAGAGACAACAUGAGCAUUGUAGUAAUUGGCUUCCCCAAAGCUCCUAAGAUCUCGGAAGAGGCAGUGAAGAAAGAUGCUGACCUGGAUAAAUACCUGGAGUCACAUGUUGAAGAAAUCAUGGAGAAACCCAGUGAAGAUGGAAUACCUGAUCUGGUUCAUGUGAUGCGGAGUCUCUCUAUGGAGAACAUCCCUAAUCUACCCCCAGGAGGUGGCCUUGCAAGCAAACGCAGUGUGAUUGAAGCCGUUUAUAAUAGACUGAAUCCACACAGGGAUGAUGAUGGGGGUUCCGCAGAACUUGAAGACCCCUGGUAGUUAAAUAGGCUAGAAUCGCUAAGAAUGUCCUGGUUUGAAAUAUGGAAGAAACCUUCGUUCACACAACUUUUAUUUACUACAAGGGAAAUUAAAAUCCAAAGGAUCUUCUUUUAAAGGCAUUUUUUUUUUGUUUUUGUUCAGAAGGGCAGGAGGAAUUGUUAGAAAUAUACACCAUUUGUUUUUUUUUUAAUAUUCUAAUAUUGCCACUCUCAAGCAUCUUCUUGUAACAGUAUUUUGUUGACUGCCUCAGGUGUGCUGAUUACAUUUGUACCCAACUUUUGCCUGACGGCAUGGUAACGUGUUAGCAGAUGUAAUAAAGUACUUGAGGUGCAUGGAUUUUUUCAUUUGGAAGAUGCACUAAGUACUAUUAAUUUAAACCUAACUCACCAGACAUGAGCAUGUACAAAUUGCUGUAUAAGGCAUUACUUGAUUGCAAGGUUCAAGGAUGAGAGCUUCUGCACCUAUCUCAGGCCCAGAGGGAACAUGCAGUAAGCAGAAUGCUGUAGAAAUUUUAUUUUGUGUAAUACUUCACUUCAAUUUCUGCUGUACUACCAAAUACUUGGUUUCUCUGCUGUGUCAGAAAUGCAGUAUAUGUUACCUACUGCUUGCUUGAAGAUAACAUUGCAUUUGGCAAUAAAUAUAGCAGAUGUAUGGUAUUCCUUUAUGAUUUUAAAGCAUGUGUAGAUCUUAAGCUUUUGCUAAGCAGAACCUUUGGAUAAAUUGAAUAGAUUAAUUUAUGCGUGUAUGUCAAUUCAUUUGCUUCAGACAACCCACUCAUUAUUGCAGAAGUUGAAAAUAUCGCUAUAAAAUUUGCCUUUCUCACUUAUGAUAUUGUAAAUUGUGAUUUUUGUUCUACAUGUGGUUUUCUAUUAUAGUAUUAUCAUUGAUUUGUUUCAGCAGAAAGAGACAGCCUUAUGUAAACUGGGGUAUAGUUUUGCAAAAGAAUUGUUUGCAUUUACAAAACUAGAGAUCACAUAGAUUUAUAAAAGCAAUUUAAAAAUAUUCUAUUCUGAAUUUGAGCUUGAUGAAAGAUGCUUCUUAAAUUUUGUUUUGUGAUCUUUCUUUCAUUCAUUGUGGAAUGGGCAUGGUACAGAGUGGCUGUCAUUUAAGGUACUUGAAGAUUUUAGUUUGACUUAUAUUUCUGCAAUAAUAUAAUUUUACUAAGUAAGUUUGAGUUAUGCAUGUAUUAAAGUCCAGUUUAAGGUGAUGUUUGAGGGGAAGGGGAAUCUGAGCAGCAUUGAAGGCAGUAAGAGCAAUGAAUGUAUCCAUCUGUACACAAAAAAGCGCUGUGAAUGCCUUGUACGAUUUAAAUAAUGCAGCUAAUACUUUUCCCUUCCUGUCAUAUUCAGUAGUCUGUUAAUGGUGUGUUGUAGAGGAUGUGCAUUGCCCUUGUACGUGGUUGAAACAUACUAAUGAGUGAUGCUGAUUGGACUUAUAUAAAAUGGAAUCGUUGCAUUUCUCUAACUUUUAUUUUUUUUCCCUCAUUAAGUCCUUAUGCUGGAAAGCUGCCUAUUACCAUACAUCCUUGAGCACUGGUGCCUACAACCAGCUUCCCCAAUCGUUUUGGUUCAUUGUGUAGGUAUGAUUCUUUGCCUAGAGAGUAUGAUUUUUGCCACAGUGUUUUUAUUUAUUCACUAGAUUUUAGCCAAGUCAAUGAAAAUUGUCCUGAAGAAUAUGAUCUGACCAGGUGUUUGACCCUUUGUUGAGAUUAUAGGGUUGUUUUAGGAUAGGGGGUGAAGAGUGCACAUGUGGUUUCUUAGUGUCCACAAACUGUCCACUCUGGCCCUUCCCUGUACUGACUGACUAUAGUAUGUUCCCUGUAUGAUAUUUGUGAUGUUUCAUACAAUACAGUGAUCAUAACCACCUUGUUAUCUUCAAUAAAGGAUUGCUAAAUGCAUUGUGGCUUUUGUAUUUACAGUUUGUAUUAUGUAUAUACUGCUCGAGAGAAUAAACCCCAUCUAUGUUUUGUAUUCUUAUCAGUCGUAUUUACAAUAGAAAAAAAAGCUAGUUCCUGUAAUACUUUAAGGCUUUUUUUGCAUUAUGUGACUAGUUUUUAUGUGACUACUAUGGGUUUUAAAAAUUAUACAUUUUAAAAUGGAACAUUCAAAUUCACACUGCACAUUUUGGCUUCUGUUAGGUAACCGGACUCUGAAUGUAUCUGAGGUAUUCCAUACUGCAAAAAAGUUUGGUUUAAAAUGGUGGAAUGAUUUUUUUCAUAAUGCUAUCCAUUCUGAGAUGAAAAUUCAGUAAUUUUGUCUCACAUGUAAUUUUUUUUAACUUCUUGUUCGAUUUAGUACUCUGCAAUAAUGUAAUUGGUAAUGUAUUUAUAAAUGUUUUCAAAACUGUAUGUGAACAUAUUAGCUCAUCUUGCAAUCAAAAAAUUUCUCCUUAGAAUCAAGGAUUCAGUUGGCCAUUCAGAUCAUCUGUGUACUGAGUAUGUAAUUGCCUUUGUGCUUGUAGACAUGGAACACUUCUUAAUGUUUAUGGGUACUCCGUUCAUUUCAAAAUCUAUCUUCUGUUCAACCUUUCCUAAAACUAUGUAUGUUCUAGAGUACACAUACCUUAGGGCAAAGAUUGAAGCGAUAAGUAAACUGUCAUCAAUGUGACCAAUAAAAAGAGUGCAAGUCUUGAAGUUC
Messenger RNA from Callorhinchus milii (elephant shark), 3921 nucleotides. RefSeq names its product protein phosphatase, Mg2+/Mn2+ dependent, 1Ba (gene ppm1ba). Gene Ontology annotation, cellular component: nucleus; cytosol. The record is from RefSeq and is a predicted model, not a curated record. Bases 122 to 1285 code for a protein of 387 amino acids. Gene Ontology annotation, molecular function: manganese ion binding; magnesium ion binding; protein serine/threonine phosphatase activity. Gene Ontology annotation, biological process: positive regulation of canonical NF-kappaB signal transduction; positive regulation of canonical Wnt signaling pathway; protein dephosphorylation. The transcript is spliced from 6 exons. NCBI's taxonomy places the organism in Eukaryota, Metazoa, Chordata, Chondrichthyes, Chimaeriformes, Callorhinchidae.